This is a messenger RNA of Coregonus sp. 'balchen', 2316 nucleotides long. NCBI's taxonomy places the organism in Eukaryota, Metazoa, Chordata, Actinopteri, Salmoniformes, Salmonidae. The record is from the annotation of a GenBank genome assembly.
AUGAUGCCCUCCAAUGGUUCAGGGAACAUACUACUCUCUCUAGUAGUUCCCCUAUGUGUCUUAUCUUCCUCUCUAGGCAGUAGAUGCCAGUGGCAUGGAGCUUCCUGGUACAGUGCAUGAUAUCAUGAACCGCUGGGUCUAUCAGAUGGGCUUCCCAGUGGUCACCAUAAAUACAGCCACUAGACAGAACUCCCAGCAGCACUUCUUACUGGACCCUGAUUCUGUGUGGACUGUACCACCAUCUGAAUUCAAGUAUGUCUGACUAGUCUGGAGGAGCAGGUUUUCGUCAAGGAUCUCUCUGUACUUUGCUCCGUUCAUCUUUCCCUCGAUCCUGACUAGUCUCCCAGUCCCUGCCGCUGAAAAACAUCCCCACAGCAUGAUGCUGCCAACACCAUGCUUCUCCGUAGGGAUGGUGCCAGGUUUCCUCCAGACGUGACGCUUGGCAUUCAGGCCAAAGAGUUCAAUCUUGGUUUCAUCAGACCAGAGAAUCUUGUUUCUCAUGGUCUGAGAGACUUUAGGUGCCUUUUGACAAACUCCAAGUGGGCUGUCAUGUGCCUUUUACUGAGGAGUGGCUUCCGUCUGGCCACUCUAACAUAAAGGCCUGAUUGUUGGAGUGCUGCAGAGAUAGUUGUCCUUUUGGAAGGUUCUCCCAUCUCCACAGAGGAACUCUGGAGCUCUGUCAGAGUGGUCAUCGGGUUCUUGGUCACCUCCCUGACCAAGGCCCUUCUCCCCUGAUUGCUCAGUUUGGCCGGGCGACCAGCUCUAGGAAGAGUCUUGGUGGUUCCAAACUUCUUCCAUUUAAGAAUGAUGGAGGCCACUGUGUUCUUGAGGACCUUCAAUAAUGCAGACAUUUUUUCAAUAAUAACCUUCAAUAAUGCAGACACUUCCCCAGAUCUGUGCCUCGAUGCAAUCCUGUCUCUGAGCUCUACGGACAAUUCUAAAAACCUGUUUUCACUUUGUCGUUAUGGGGUAUUGUGUGUAGAUUGAUGAGGAAAAAUGUUUAUUUAAUCAAUUUUAAAAUAAGGCUGUAACAUAACAAAAUGUGGAAAAGUCAAGGGGUCUGAACACUUUCCGAAUGCACUAUAUGUCAUGAGAAUGUUUACAGCAUUUUCAUCUAUUACAUACAGUAUGUAUGAAUAAUAUAAUAAUAAUAAUAAUAAUAAUAAUAAUAAUAAUAAUAACAAUAAUAAUAUAAUAAUUAAUUUUGGUGACUAGGUAUGAGUGGAUGGAGGCAGGAGUGGUUCAGAAAUAAAUAUGGCAGCUUGAGAAAAAGGGUACAGAUACAGGAAGCCUGUUUAUUAGCGUCCUCUGUAGAAGACUGUGGACGAAUAUAAAAACAUAAAAUAAUCUGAUAAAAUAGCAUGCAGGUUUGAUCUACUAUCGGUAUCUUCAUUGUCAUGCAUUAUAUUAUUUUCCUCAGCUAUAAGCAUUAACUUGACAAGUGGUCAGUGGGUACUAGCCAACCUCAAUGUGACUGGAUACUACAGGGUUAACUACAACCUUGGCAAGUGGGAACAUCUCCUCUUCCAAUUGAGCGCUAUUCAUCAGGUAAAAAUAAAAAUGUAAUCAUCAGAUUACGUUUGAAGGGUAUUACUGCCCAUGUUAUUUUGCUUGAAUACAACACUGAUGGAGUCUGAUUUUUUUCUUCCAGGUCAUUCCACUUAUAAACAGCUCACAUUUUGUGGAUGACUCUUUUAAUCUGGCAAGGUUAGGGUUUUGACGUUUUUGAACCACCACAAAUGUCACAAAACAGAUGUUUGCAUCCUAUUUUGGUGAUUGCAUUUCUAACCAGUCUUCCCUUCUACAGAGCAAAAAUCAUUGCCACAACAUUAGCUCUGAGAACCACAAAAUAUCUCUGCAAAGAAAAGGAAUGCAUGCCAUUGGAGUUGGCUCUGGAUAACUAUGGGACUAUGCAGGUAGAAUGUCAGUCAUAUAAUUUGUGACAAUUACACAUAUAAGAUAUUUUGAGACAGAAAAUACUGAUCAUACUUGAAUACAUAUAUAGUAUCUUAUUCUCUCUUCUUGUCAUUGGAUUAUGUGAGGAAUCUAGUGACACUCUUUCUUUCUACACUUCAAGACUAUUACUUCAGACUGGACUAAAGUGCCUGAUGGACAUACAGACCAGUGAGUGGAAUGACCCAAGGCAUGGUCUACUUGGUAUGGUCUGAAAGGAGUAUAUGGCUUUAUGAUAACAUCAGGCACAACCAGGUACAACCAGGUGAAUGCCAUUAGGAUGACACUGGAGUGGUGGAGUGUCCGAAUCUGACUAAAGGCUGGUACAGUCAGUGGAUGGCUGACCCUGACAACAACCUGUGA